Molecule: messenger RNA, 1384 nt
Organism: Salvelinus sp. IW2-2015
Lineage: Eukaryota; Metazoa; Chordata; Actinopteri; Salmoniformes; Salmonidae
Source: RefSeq, a predicted model, not a curated record
AUGCAGCACAGCCAGCCCCAGGAAGGGAAAGCUCCCCCGUCCAAUCGGCCGGAGACGUCCAGUGAGACUCUUAUGGACAUCGGCACCCGCGAGAAUCUCAACGAGGAUCAUGACAUGUUCAGGGAGAGUGUCCGACGUUUCUGGACAGAGGAGGUGGUGCCCUACCACAAGGAGUGGGAGAAGGCAGGUAUUGAGCAGGGACUGUGGCAGAAGGCUGGGGAGCAGGGUCUGUUGGGCAUCCUCACUCCAGAGGAGCACGGUGGGAUCGGAGGUGAUCUGCUGUCUGCAGCUGUGAUGUGGGAGGAGCAGAUUUACUCUAACUGCUGGCCAGGCUUUGCCCUCCACUCUGAGAUCUGCAUGCCCUACAUCAGUAACUAUGGCUCCAAGGAACAGAUCGAUCGCUUCAUACCCCAGAUGGCUGCUGGGACCUGCAUCGGGGCUAUCGCCAUGACGGAGCCAGGGCUGGCAGGCAGUGACCUCCAAGGUGUCAGGACGUACGCUAAGAAGGAUGGCGAUGACUGGAUCCUCAACGGCAACAAGGUCGUUCAGGGAAUGUGGUGUUCACACCAACGGCUGAUGGCCGACAUGGUGAUCGUGGUGACCGUAACGAACCGCGAGGAAACAGCGGCCCACGGGAUCAGCCUCUUCCUGGUGGAGAAAGGAAUGCCGGGCUUCCAGGCGGGCAAGAAGCUGGAGAAGAUUGGCCUGAUGCCCCAGGACACGGCUGAGCUGUUCUUUGAGGACGUGCGUCUCCCUGCUUCUGCCCUGCUGGGACAGGCCAACAAGGGCUUCUACUCUAUGAACGAGCUGCCACAGGAGCGCCUGCUGAUUGCAGUGGCCAUCGCCAGCAGUGAGUUCAUGUUUGAGGAGACCAGGAACUAUGUGACUCAGAGGAAGGCUUUCGGCAAGACCAUCGCUCACCUUCAGACUGUGCAGCACAAGCUGGCAGAGCUGAAGACUGAGAGUGUGGGCCGUUCCUUUUUAGACAACUGUCUGCAGCUCCACACAGAGAAACGCCUGGACUCUCAAACAGCCUCUAUGGCCAAGUACUGGUGAGAACACAACCAGAUACUAAACCUUCUUUCACCAGCGUUAUGCUUCUCCAGCUCCAGAACUGUCACUAUGUUUCACCAGCGUUAUGCUUCUCCAGAACUGUCAGUAUGUUUCACCAGCGUUAUGCUUCUCCAGUCCAGAACUGUCAGUAUGUUUCACCAGCGUUAUGCUUCUCCAGUCAGAACUGUCAGUAUGUUUCACCAGCGUUAUGCUUCUCCAGUCCAGAACUGUUCAGUAUGUUUCACCAGCGUUAUGCUUCUCCAGUCCAGAACUGUCAGUAUGUUUCACCAGGUUAUGCUUCUCCAGUCCAGAACUGUCAGUAUGUUUCACC